GACCAAGCUCAGAAGAAAAAUAAACAAAGAAAAAUCUCAAGCUUCAAUCUUCAGCCACUCGCCUGUCAUAUAUUAAUUUCAAAUUAUUCUCUCUGAAAAAAAAUCUCUUCUUUCAAUUUCCAUUGCCAAAACCUAAAAAAAAAUAGUCUCUCCUUUCAAUUUCCAUGGCCAAAACCUAAAAAAAAAAAAAAAAAAUCGCAGUUUAUUUAUGGCUUCCAUAUCCACAUGCUUCACACUUCCACCCAAGCCCCGCCUCUGUCUAAAGCCCUCGAUUUUCCCAAACCUCCGCAAAAAUUUCCCUGCCUACCAAACGCCGACUUUUCUCCCUGGAAAUCCGGCGAAAUGCCGGGGGCCGAGGGUUCUGGCGCCGGCGGUGAGAGCCGGCAUCGACUUGCCGAGCGGAAUCCGGCCCGGAGGCGCCGUGGAGAGCGACAAGCUGCCGAGCGACGUGAGGAAGCGAGCUAUGGAGGCCGUGGACGCCUGUGGUGGGAGGGUCACCAUUGGCGACGUGGCGAGCAGAGCUGGGCUCAAGCUGAACGAAGCUCAGAGAGCUCUGCAGGCUCUCGCUGCCGAUACUAAUGGAUUUUUAGAGGUGUCUGACGAAGGUGAUGUUCUCUAUGUUUUCCCUAAAGAUUACCGUGCAAAGCUCGCAACCAAAUCAUUAAGAAUAAAGCUUGAACCUUUUUUUGAAAAGGGGAAGGCUGCAUUCGAGUAUUUAAUAAGGGUUUCAUUUGGGACUGCUCUAAUUGCUUCCAUCGUUCUUGUUUAUACCACAAUCAUUGCCAUUGUUUCUAGUAGGAGUGAUGAGGAUAAUCGGGGACGACGAGGAAGGUCAUAUGAUACGGGAUUUACUUUUUACUUCAGCCCGACUGACCUUUUUUGGUACUGGGAUCCAUAUUACUACAGGAGGCGACGGGUAAAAACAGAUGAUGACAAGAUGAACUUCAUUGAAUCUACUUUCUCAUUUGUAUUUGGGGAUGGUGAUCCAAAUCAAGGAAUUGAAGAAGAGAGAUGGAAGUUGAUUGGCCAAUACAUAUCAUCAAAUGGUGGUGUCGUCACAGCUGAGGAACUUGCUCCAUAUCUUGAUGUAGAAACUUCAGGGGCGUCCACUGAUGAUGAAUCAUAUAUCCUACCUGUUCUUUUACGGUUUGAUGGUCAGCCCGAAAUUGAUGAAGAGGGAAAUAUUCUGUAUCGGUUUCCAUCUCUCCAACGCACAGCUUCUUCUCCAAGGAGUGGAAGAAAGGAAUAUGUAGGGAGAAGAUGGGCUGAUUGGGUUGGAGGAGUUGAGAAAUUUCUCAAGGAGAAGAAAUUGCAAUUCAGUAAAACUAGCACUUCUGAAAGAGCAAUGGUCAUUGGACUGGGUGGUCUUAAUCUAUUCGGGGUUAUAGUUCUUGGAACCAUGUUAAAGGAAAUGGCAAUUCCACCAAGUGGCUUCAUUAAAUUUGUAUCAGACAUAUUUCCUCUACUUCAGAUUUAUGCUGGUUCUUUCUUUGCAAUUCCUUUGUUCCGGUGGUAUUUCUUGCGGAAGAGGAAUACUAAAAUAGAAAAGAGAAACCGAGCAAGAGAACAACGUGCUCGAGCACUUGAACUUCCAGAUAUCUCCCUAAGGCGAAAGCUCCUGAGUGCGCGGGAUAUGGCUCAAAAGACAGUUAUAGGACAGGAUCAAAUCGUAUAUAGUACGGACAGGGAUUUUCUUGAGCAAGACAACAAGGCUCGUGAAUGGGAUAGACGAUUUCGAGAGAUAGAGCGGUCAGAUUGAGAAGCGGAUUCCGUUGAAAAUUUUAGAAUUUCACAGCUUUAAGUUCCCAACCUUCAUAUUUCAGUCUUCACUCGCCGAACUGUAGGUGGACUACAUAAUCCCAUUUCUUGCCGCUGGAAUAGAAUUUUUAACAUUGUAAAUAGCUUACACUUGCAUUAUUUCAAAUGAUGUGCCUUAAAUGUUUGGGGGAAUUUUGUUAUGAUAUUAUUUUUAUACCUUAUUUUAUGAUAAUUUGAUAAGAGUAUGGAAAGGGAACAUGCCAGCGUCAAAUUGGUUGUUUGUAAACCUUGAAAUUAAGCCUAAAAAUCCAGGAAAUCUCCCUUUUGUCA
Molecule: messenger RNA, 2088 nt
Organism: Morus notabilis
Lineage: Eukaryota; Viridiplantae; Streptophyta; Magnoliopsida; Rosales; Moraceae
Exons: 13
Coding region: 209-1759 (516 amino acids)
Cellular component (GO): chloroplast envelope
Source: RefSeq, a predicted model, not a curated record